UGAUGGAAGUGAAAGAGGAGAGUCAAGCUGAAGUGGAUGAGAAACAUCAGAUUGUAAAAAUAAACCAUAAUGUUUCACAGAAAGAAACUCUGAAGACAGAAGACAUAAAGUGUGAAAAUAGUUUCAGUGAAGAUGAACGCCCUGCAGAUCACAAGAGGACUCACAGUGAGGAGAAACCUUUCAAAUGUCAACAGUGUGGAAAGAGUUUCACCUUUCAAUCGAGUCUUAUCCGGCAUAAGAAAGCUCACAGUGAGGAGAAACCUUUCACAUGUCAACAGUGUGGCAAGAGUUUCAGAGAUAAAAGUAAACUUGAGACUCACGUGAGAAGUCACAUUAAAGAAAAAACACAUGUGUGCCAUGAGUGUGAAAGGAGUUUUACAAAAAAAAGUUACCUUAAGAGACACAUGAGGUCUCACACUGGAGAGAAACCUUAUGCAUGUCAACAGUGUGGAAAGAGUUUCACCUUAAAAUCGAACCUUAACCAGCACAUAAAAACUCACAGUGAGGAAAAGCCUUUCACAUGUCAACAGUGUGGAAAGAGUUUCAAAACAAAAUGGCACCUUAACCAACAUGUGAGGAUUCACACUGGAGAGAAACCACAUCUGUGCCAUCACUGUGGAAAGAGUUUUACAACUGCAAGUGAACUUAAGAAACAUUUAAGAGUUCACACUGGAGAGAAAACUCACAAGUGUCAACAGUGUGGAAAGAGUUUCAGAACAAAACCUCACCUUAACGUACACAUGAGGAUUCACACCGGAGAGAAACCACACGUGUGCCAUCACUGUGGAAUGAGUUUUAUAACGGCAGGUAACCUUAAGAAACAUUCGAGUAUUCACACUGGAGAGAAACCUUACAUGUGUCAUUUGUGUAAAAAGAGUUUUACAAGUAAAGGUAAUCUUAAGACACACAUGACACUUCACACUGGAGAGAAACCUUACACUUGUCAUCUGUGUGGAAAGAGUUUCAGAAUAAAACCUAACCUUAACGUACACAUGAGGAUUCACAUCGGAGAGAAACCACACGUGUGCCAUCACUGUGGAAUGAGUUUUAUAACUGCAGGUAACCUUAAGACACAUUCGAGUAUUCACACUGGAGAGAAACCUUACAUGUGUCAUCUGUGUAAAAAGAGUUUUACAAGUAAAUGUAAUCUUAAGACACACAUGACACUUCACACUGGAGAGAAACCUUUCACUUGUCAACAGUGUGGAAAGAGUUUUACAACGAAACGUGACCUUAAUAGACACAUGAGAAUUCACACUGGAGAGAAACCAUUCACUUGUCAACAGUGUGGAAAGAGUUUUAUUAUGAAAUGUGACCUUAAUGCACAUGUGAGAAUUCACACUGGAGAGAAACCAUACAUGUGUCAACACUGUGUAAAGAGUUUCAGGACAAAACCAAACUUAAAUGCACAUUUGGUCACUCACACUGAAGAGAAACCGUUCACAUGCCAUGAGUGUAAAAAGAGUUUCAAAACAAAAGCUAACCUUAAAAAACACGCAAGAGUUCACACUCAAUAGAAAUCAUUCAUGUGUCAACAGUGUGGAUAUGGCAACAAAGUUUAGAAAUCAGCUGAGGUCUUAUUAAUAAAACUGUCUGGAGGAUCCUUACUAAAAGUCUACAUGUGCACAAAAGCCCAAGAUGUCUGUACUUGUGUUCUUGUGAAACGUCAUCACUCGCGGCCCAAGUACUGCUCCAAUACCAAGUUCACAUCAAGUCAAGUUCACAUAACAUCUCAGGAUGUGUUCUUGAUCCACUCAUUUUAUCGAGGAUGCAUCAGGAGGUGACUUGUGUGGACUUACGACGGCCAAGUUUCCCAGGAUGCAUUUCACAUCAACGGCAUUGAAGCUUAAUACCUGCAAAAUAUUUGAAAUAUUACUCUUUCUGUGUCAUAAAAUGUAGCUGUUUAGUCGAGAAUAUAGAUGAAUAAACUUUAAAUCUGUGGUCAGUUAGUAAAGAUAGGACCUAAUAUUAAAAUUUCCUCUGAUGAUUUUGGAUAUGUGAGUUCAAGGUGAUCAAAGAGAUUCAUCUCUGCAAAUCCUUCUGAAAUUUUCUGCUGUCUAAGUGCAGCUGCUCUGCCCUUCAGUGUCUGAUCGUUAAACAUGAAAUAUUCUCUUUGGAUAUACACUAUAUUGUCCAAAGUUUUGGGACACCCCUCCAAAUCAUUGAAUUCAGGUGUUCCAGUCAGAUCUAGUGAAAGGAACUCUUAAUGCUUCAUCAUACCAAGACAUUUUGGACAUUUUCAUGCUCCAACUUUGUGGGAACAGUUUAGGGAUGGCUCUUUCCUGUUCCAACAUGACUGUGCACCAGUGCACAAAGCAAAGAGUGAGUGUGCAGGAACUUGACUGGCCUGCACAGAGUCGUGACCUCAACCCAAUCAAACAUCUUUUGGAUGAAUUAGAGCAGAGACUACGAGCGAGGCCUUCAUCAGUGUCUUACAAAUGUGUUUUAGAAGAAUGGUCAAAAUUUCCUAUAAACACACUCUUAAACCUUGUAGAAAGUCUUCCAAGAAUAGUUGAAGCUGUUAUAGCUGCAAAGGGUGGACAAAACUCCAAAUUAAACCAUAUGGAUUAAGAAUAUAAAGGCAGGUGUCCCAAAACUUUUGUCAGUAUAGUGCAUCUAAGAGGCUGUUGUUUACACUUGGCAUUAACAUGCGUUUUCAUCGAUCUGAUCACAAGUGGACAACGUUUAAUGCCAGGUGUAAACGAUGUUCAAAACGUUUUGAGCUCGUCCACUUUCGACCACUUUCAACCAAAUUCAGAUGUAGUCUAAACCCCUUUCGAUCAGAUUGCUUUUAUAGUGUAAAUGCACAUGUGGUUGAAUGUGUUCGAACAGCCACACACGACCGCCUUCUCUCCGCCCAUUUAUCUAAUCUGAGGUAUUAAACACAAUGUUUAAGUCUUUUCUGACUUCUGGCAUGAACACACGGUGUACAUCUCUAUUUUUAGCCUUUCAUUGAUAAAACUAAAGCGGCUGAUCUCCGUAGUUUUGUUUUGAAAGCGUGUGAAAGUUGUGCGAUCCUAUUUCAUCAAUUGCGCUGAAAUAUCAUUGAAAACUCUAACAUAUACAUGUACAAAACAAUGUGCAGCAUGUUUACCUGCUAAAUAAGCAGUGGACUCCGACGUAAUAUUAGUUCUCGUCCAUAUAAACUCACCAUUACUCCCGCUCGCGUUUAAUGACAGCAGAGAGACUCGCCCACUGUCUCACAGACCACCCUCUCACAGUAUUCAGGACAGAAGCGGUCGAAAGUGAACAAAAGAGACGGAUUUAAAUACCAGGUGUAAACGUGAUGUGUCUCUCUCGUCCACUUGUGAUGCGAUCGAUGAAAACACAUCUUAAUACCAAGUGUAAACAACCCCUAACUGGUAUUUGGUCUUAUCAAUUUACUUCUUUUCUUAUUCAACUGAAGUCUGUUAUUUGUUAUUAUCGUUUUAACUGAUGUUAAAGUUAAGUUUCAUAACUUAAAUCACAUAUGUUUUCUAUAGAAUCUUAACACUGAAUCACUGCCUUUGUACUGUAACUAGAUUAAUUUUGUGUUUACUUCAUGUUGUACAAAAGUUUUGUACUUUUAAUGAAUGGUUUUAUAUCAUAUUUCAUUUUGUAAUAAAUACAUUGAAGCUAAUCAGUGGUCCGUGUACUUUAUUUUUCCUUUUUAACCAUGAAAAUAAAAAUAAAAUAUAAAUGUUAUAUUAAAUAAAUAAUCGAAUAAAGUAAUUUUUUUUUUUUGUUUCACAUUCAGACUUCUUUUGGCUGUGAAUCUGCAAGCAUGCUGCUUUAUGCAUGUAAACAUCAUCACAUUAUAUUCAUUAUGAUAAAUUGGGCAAUUCCAUGCAAAUGUCAACCUUAUCAUGAAAAGUAGAGUUUUUCAAUGUGGAAAGAGUUUCAUUUUAAUCAUCCCUUAACUGGCAAAUGAAAGCUCACAGGGGGAAAUAUGGAGUGAUUUUGUGCCAUAAUUGCAGGGCUCGAAAGUGCGACCAAUUUGCAGCUGUUCGGCGGAUUAAAAGUCUCUACAACU
Messenger RNA from Paramisgurnus dabryanus, 4012 nucleotides. RefSeq lists its product as uncharacterized. The record is from RefSeq and is a predicted model, not a curated record. Gene Ontology annotation, biological process: regulation of cytokine production; negative regulation of transcription by RNA polymerase II; regulation of immune system process. Gene Ontology annotation, cellular component: nucleoplasm. Gene Ontology annotation, molecular function: RNA polymerase II cis-regulatory region sequence-specific DNA binding; DNA-binding transcription repressor activity, RNA polymerase II-specific. Lineage: Eukaryota; Metazoa; Chordata; Actinopteri; Cypriniformes; Cobitidae.